GCCAGCCAAAUCCUUUGAGAAAAUGUCACAUAGAAGAACUGAGUAAUAUAAAAAGUGGAUAAAUUCAAAUUAGCAAAUAGCUUUACCAUUUCAAUAAUUAGAGCAUCAAGGUCAGUUUUAUAGAAAGGUUUUUGUCUUCCAUGAUGAUUUCAUGAUGGCCUCUACUGUGCAUUCCUAGUGACCAUGACUUUCAAAUAGCCUGCCAGCACUGCUACAAGAAUGGAAAGCCAGAUAAUAACUUGAUUUCCUGAUUAGAGGUUUGAUAAGAUCUGAUUACUAGGUAACUCAUGAAUGAGAGAACAGUUAUGGUGCAGUCAGAGAUGGCCACUGAGCAUCUUUUCAGGCCUGUGGCCAUUUGUACCUCAAUGUCCAACAUUCCUGGAAUUUUGAAGCAAUUUUGUGCCAAGUUGAGAAACUGAAAGAUGUUGCCCUUAGAAGCCCUCAGAGUUUAUGUGAUCACUGCAUGAUCUCAUAAAGCAGCAUGUUUCUGAUCUUGAUGGUAUGAAAUCACUGCAGAAAGAUAGUUGUCAAGAUAGAUGCAUGCACAAAAUUGUGCGAAUGGGCACUGUGUGAAAAGUAGCACAGAAAUUUUGGGGCCAAAAUUCCUUGGAUCAUGGUCUCAAUUCUUCAAGAGGACUGUGAAUGUCUAAAGAUGAAAGAAGUACAGUAGGCUUCUGUGCCUCAUGAUGAUUAACUCAGUAAUCUGUAUGGGAUAUAUUUUCAGAUGUGGAUAAUUUCAUUCAUUUCUUUAAAAAUUGUGUUUGUAUGUUUGUGGCAGCCCUGUUUGUAGUGGCUAGAAACUGGAAAAUGAAUGGAUGCCCAUCAAUUGGAGAAUGGCUGGGUAAAUUGUGGUAUAUGAAUGUUAUAGAAUAUUAUUGUUCUGUAAGAAAUGACCAGCAGGAUGAAUACAGAGAGGACUGGCGAGACUUACAUGAACUGAUGCUAAGUGAAAUGAGCAGAACCAGGAGAUCAUUAUACACUUCGACAACGAUAUUGUAUGAGGACAUAUUUUGAUGGAAGUGGAUUUCUUUGACAAAGAGACCUAGCUGAGUUUCAAUUGAUAAAUGACGGACAAAAGCAGCUACACCCAAAGAAAGAACACUGGGAAACGAAUGUGAACUAUCUGCAUUUUUUGUUUUUCUUCCCGGGUUAUUUAUACCUUCUGAAUCCAAUUCUCCCUAUGCAACAAGAGAACUGUUCGGUUCUGCACACAUAUAUUUUAUCUAGGAUAUACUGCAACAUAUCCAACAUAUAAAGGACUGCUUGCCAUCUAGGGGAGGGGGUGGAGGGAGGGAGGGGAAAAAAUUGGAACAGAAACGAGUGCAAAGGAUAAUGUUGUAAAAAAAAAAUUACCCUGGCAUGGAUUCUGUCAAUAUAAAGUAAUUAUUAAAUUAAAAAAAAAUUGUGUUUGUUAGGGUGAGCUAGGCAGCGGGGUAGAUAGAGCACCAGCUCUAUCUGAGUUCAAAUCUGGCCUCAGACACUUAACACUUCUUCGCUGUGUGACCCUGGGCAAGUCACUUACCCCAAUUUCCUCAGCCAAAAAAAAAAAAUGUGUUUUUUAAAUGGAUAUUCAGGGGUAUGUGAUGAUAUAUAUAUUUUAAAAUAAAAAAAAGUAAUGGCUACCUCAAUAAAAAAAUAAUGGUUCAGAACAAAAUCACUUAGGCCUCAGAUAAAAUACCCAAAAAAUAGUAUUAGUAUUCUGAAUGUGACCUCAGAUAAUGUAACAGAAAAAAGUUGAAAGUGAUCCCCAAAAUGUGAAGAUAAUGAAAGCUUAAGAGAAAAAUUGAAUGAGAUACUUUGCAAAUUACUGUAGGCAGUGCAUGGUCAUUCAUUCACAAAAUAUGAAUUCUAGUUUCAGCUGCUGAGAUUUGGGUCAAUUAGACUGAUGGUCUAAUCUGUGCACAUAAGUGAGAGUGAAGUCACUUUCUGUAUUGUCACAGGUUUACUGAGCUAAUGAAGCUCAGUAGAAAUUCAGUCAUCCUUGGGAUGUGAGCUAAUGGAAUUUUUAAGUGAUGAAUUCUGUCCAUUAAAGAUUUUUCUUUUAACUGAGGAAAUAGGAAAUAACUAAGUUUCUCUUCUGAUGGAGGGAAGUGGCUAUAAAUAUACAUGUGUGUGUGAAUACAUAUGUGUGGUGUCUGUAUUCAAUUUAUUGUUGUCUUUUUUUUUUUCAGAAAGAGAGAUUAUACUUGACAUUAAGGAAAGUACUAGAGAUCUAAGCCCUUUUGUGGUAGAAUCUCUCAAGCCAAGAUUCAUCAAUGAUGUUCCUUUAUCACAGAAAGAGAUCUGUGAUAAAUAUGAGAAAAUCCACAUUGGUGAGAAAUCUUAUGAGCAUAAGCAGAGAGGAAAGACUUUCACAAAAAGGGGAACUAUUACUAGACAUGACAGAAUUAACACUGGAGAGAAACCUUAUGAAUGUAAGCAAUGUGGAAAAGCUUUUACAAAAAAGAAAGUUCUUAUUGUGCAUCAAAGAAUCCACACUGGAGAGAAACCUUAUAAAUGUAACCAAUGUGGAAAGACUUUUACUAAAAGGGAAGUCCUUACUGUACAUCAGAGAAUCCACACUGGAGAGAAACCUUACAAAUGCAACCAAUGUGGAAAGGACUAUCGAGAAAAGGGAGCUCUUAUUGUACAUCGGAGAAUCCACACUGGAGAGAAACCUUAUGAAUGUAGCCAUUGUGGGAAGACUUUUAGACAAAAAGGAGCUCUUAUUGUACAUCAGAGAAUCCACACUGGAGAGAAACCUUAUAAAUGUAACCAGUGUGAAAAGGCUUUUACAGAAAAGGACUCUCUUACUGUUCAUCAGAGGAUCCACACUGGAGAGAAACCUUAUAAAUGUAACCAAUGUGGAAAGGCUUUUACAAAAAGGGAAUCUCUUACUGUACAUCAGAGAAUCCACACUGGAGAGAAACCUUAUAAAUGUAACCAAUGUGGAAAGGCUUUUACAAAAAGGACAGCUCUUACAGUACAUCGAAGAAUCCAUACUGGAGAGAAACCUUAUAAAUGUAAUCAAUGUGGAAAGGCUUUUGCACAAAGAGGAACUCUUACUGGACACCAAAGAAUCCAUACGGGAGAGAAACCUUAUAAAUGUGACCAAUGUGGAAAAGCUUUUACAGAAAGGGGAACCCUUACUGAACACCUGAGAAUCCACACUGGAGAGAAACCUUAUGAAUGUAACCAGUGUGGAAAGACUUUUAGGCAAAAGGGAGCUCUUAUUGUACAUCAGAGAACUCACACUGGAGAGAAACCUUAUAAAUGUAACCAGUGUGGAAAAGCUUUUACAGAAAGGAGAACUCUUACUGGACAUCAGAGCAUCCACACUGGAGAAAAAGCUUAUGAAUGUAACCAAUGUGGAAAGGGUUUUGCAAAAAGGGAAUCUCUUAGUGCACAUCAAAGAAUCCACACUGGAGAGAAACCUUAUGAAUGUAACAAGUGUGGAAAGGCUUUUAUAAAAAGGGAAGCUCUUACUGUACAUCAAAGAAUCCACACUGGAGAGAAACCUUAUAAAUGUAAUCAUUGCGGAAAGACUUUUACUCAAAGGGGAACUCUUACUGCACAUCAGAGAAGCCACACUGGAAAGAAAUUUUAUAAAUGUAACCUAUCUGGAAAGGCAUUUAGAGGAAGGAGAACUCUUAGUUGACAUCAGAGCAUCCAUAUUGGAGAGAAAUUUUAUGAAUGUAACCAAUGUGGAAAGACUUUAACAAAACAGGGAAAGCUUAUUGUACAUUAGAAGAACCACACUGGAGAGAAUCCUUGUAAAUGUAACCAAUGUGGAAAGGUUUUUACAUGGAGGGGUAAGUUUAUUGGACAUCAGAAAAUCCAUACUAGAGGGAAACCUUAUAAAUGUAAUUAGUGUGGAAAGGCUUUUACAGAAAAAGAGUCUCUUAAUAUGCAUCAGAGAAUCUCCUCUUCGAGAGAAAUCUUAUGAAUGUAACCAAUUUGGGAAAGGCUUAUAGAGAAAAGGGAGCUCUUAUUGUUUGUUAGAGAAUCCACACUGGAGAGAAACCUUAUAAAUGUAAGCAAUGUGGAAAGGCUUUUACGGCAAAGGGAACUCUUACUAGACAUCAGAAAAUUCACACUGGAGAGAAAUCUUAUGAAUGUAGCUAAUAUAGAAAGGGUUUUAUAUAAAAAUCUAAUUUUUUUUUGCUAGAUCUGUGACAAAACAUAAAGGCAAUAAAAUGAGAAGGAAAAUGAAUUAGGGAGAGAAAAAUCAGAGAUGAUGUGCUGCUGCUGCCUUCCAUAUGUAGCUUCCCUUGAUAUAACCCUACAGGAUAGGAACAUUAAAGAUGCCUAGGGAGAGCAGAUGGCUUUUUAAAAGCAUACUGUAGCCUUCUUUUCUAUUUGAUCACAUACUUGAAAGCCUUCCCAGUAGAAUGGAAAAAUAAUUAUUUUGGUGUCAGAUGACAUGGGUUGAAAUUUUGUUUCUGUACCUCUGGGGUCUUGGGAAACUAAUUUAAGAGUGCAUUCUUGUGGUGUUCUCUUCUUUUCUAGAAUAUGAUGGUUCUCUGGGAACAGGUUAUUGGGGAGGUUCCUGGAGGCAGCCUUAGUUUCAGUUCCAAUCAAUAAUCACCUCAAAUGCAGCCAGCUGAUAAAAGUUCAAAUCUUUUAUUGUCUCUUCCAAAAUAGUCCAGUUAGCUUUCUUUGGUUCCAAGGACUCUCGUUGCUUGUCCUUUGCCUUUAGCUCAACUUCGACUCCUCACUUCUCAAUCUCCCAACUGAUUCUUGCUGAGACUGAGAGCUUCUUAUAUAUGAUCUUUUAAAGGUGUGAACCCAAAGGUUGACUUCUCCUCUGAGAGAGUGGGAUUAUGGAUGGUGUAAACUUAGAUAUCUCCUGACUUGUGAACUCCUCAUCUCUAAUGUGUGAAUUCUCCCAAAGGUGUGAACUCCAAAGGUGUAAACCCAAGCACAUAAGCACUGUUUCUAUCAAUUCCAUUGAGUUAACACUAGGAUUCUAACAUCUCCUGCUUUCUUUUGAUUUAGAACAUAGGUGGUCAUGACUUCCCUGACUUCUCAAGGAGACGAGAACCCCCAAAAGAAGGUGCUCAUUGGAUUCCUUCUCCAUCUGUAGAAACACAACCAAACCAUUUCUCCCAAGUAGUUAAUCUAUCUAAUCCCUUCUAGUUACCACUUUCUAGAUUUCUCCUCAUCACCUGGCAAUUACAUUGGAGCUGCUCACACUGGACACUGCUCUUCUGUUGGGUUAUAAAACCUGUCUGCUGGAGCCAGUGCAUCUUUAUCAAAAACUUAAAAAUUAAUGGUAUAGAGAGCUAAAUUUAAAAGUUCUUUAGGGUUACCUGUGACUCCCCAUUUCUUUUGUUUUGGGAGGAGUGUCUUAAUGCCUCUAUUUCUCCUCUCUACUAUUGCCUAAUCUUGAAGAUUAAAAGGUAUGCCAGUGGUGUGUAAGAUCUUAUACUAUACACAAAAGUGUACAAAAUGUUUAGAAGCAUAUGCAGGUCCAUUAUCUGUUUUUAUUGCUUGUGGCACUCAUAAUUGCAAAAGCUUGUAUAAGGAAUUCAGUGACCACUCGGGCUGUCUCUUGCUACUGGUAUUGCAAAAGUGAAGUCUGAAAAGGUGUCUACUACAACAUGGAUAAAAGACAGACAACCAAAAGAUUUAUAAUGAGUCAUAUUCAUUUGCCAGAUUUCAUUGGGUCUCAAGCCACGAGGGUUCAUCCCUGGAGGGAGUGUAGGAGCAUGGAAAGGAAGGCAGGCUGUAUAGGCUUUUACUGUGCUCCUAGCUUCCUCUUUUGUUAACCCAAAUUGUAAACGUAAAGCUCGAGCAGCCUGAUGGUAUUUAGAAUGGGAUUCCUGGGCUUCCAAAUAAAGGAGUACUGUAUAAUAUAGUUAAAAGGCUAUCUGCCUUUGAUUUUCCAUCAAAAAUAGGACCUGAAAGUCCACUAUGUGAGUGGACAUGAAAGCUAUAAAUCUUACCUGGAUUCUUUCUCAUUUGCUCUUGAAGUUCCUUAAAGAGCUGAUAAAUAUUAGAAACUGCAAAUUUUAUUUGGGCUGUGGCAGUUCUUUGUACAACACCUACUGAGUAGGCUGAAUCAGAUAUUAUAUCUCCUGGAUAAUAAGUAAGAGCUAGCAUGAUUGCAUGAACUAAUGGACAAAAGAUUCCUUUUGAACUAGUUCUAGGACUUAUGGACAUGUAUAAUUCCUCAUGUUGAUUCAUCACUACUAGCCUGUGUUAUAUUGCUAUGUGCUUAUGUAAUUUAUGUAAUUAUGUGUAAUACCUCCCAUGUUGGUAAUACACCUUGUUUCAAGUGAGCCCCUUCAGAAACCCACUAAUCUGAUUUGAUUUCUCAUUUUCUUUGGGGUGUUCAUCUCACUUCCUGAGACAUUAGGGAGGGCAUGAUCACCUCCUUUUAUGGUGUUUUCACCCUUUUUUGAGCAGUCAGGGAAGGCGUGAUCGUCUCCUUUUUUGAGGUUUGCAUCUCCUUGAGAACAUAGAGCAUGCCUCCCUCUAUUCUAAAAACAAAAGAAAGCGGGAGAUGUUAUGGGCCAGAACUCUGAACUUGAAACAAAGGAUGCUUACAAGGUACUAAGUGGAAUUGAUAGAGACAAUAGUUAUCUAGUUUAAUAUGGUUCAGUAUGAUUGAUUUAAUUCUACAACAAAUAAUGGUUUCUUAGUGAUAUAAUGAUAGGUUUAUACUCAGUGUAGAACAUAUAAGCUAGAAGUCUCAACCAGGGGAUUUGGAGAGAACUAGAGACAUUUGAAGAGAAGGCAAAGGAGUGGCGGCAGGAGCUUAAGCUCUCAGAACCAAGGGGAGAAAUUCAAUUCGAUCUUCGAUCUUCCUGGUGGCUGGCCUGGAGUCCUGCACUUCCCUCAUUAAGACCAAGGCCAGACUAAAAGGCUCUCCAGAAAACUGCUCAGCAGGAAGGAGAUAAUAAAGGAUCUAGACUAUAAGAAAGCUAACUGGGCCCCAAGAAAAGAGACAAGACUUUGAAAGAGAUAAUAAAGGAUUUGGACUUUAACACCUGACUGCACUUGUGGUGAUUACUGAACUGAAAUGAAGACUAUCCCAGAGACCCCCAAGAAAACCCAACAAGAGAACAUUACAUUUUGGCGAGAAUAUUACAAUUCCACACAUUAAAAAACAAAACAAAACAUUUACUUAAGUAUAACCUAAAAAGGACCUUUUGUAAAGUCACUAGAGUUCCUUAGGUUGAGAACACCAGGCUCCUCUUGCUUUCACAGGAGAGUUCUGCUCAGUACAACAAAGGAAUACAUCAUCUUGGGAAUUCUGUCCUACCUGAAGCACCCUAAUUUCACAGAGGUAGACUUUUUUUUUUCUGAAACAAUUGCAGUUAAGUGACUUGCUUAGGGUCACACAAAAGGGGUAGAUUUCUUCGCCUUUUAGCUUUCUAGUUAGACAUGCUAGCUUGUUCAGAGCUCCUCAGAAUACUGCUCAGAGGGAGGAACAUGGAGUCUUUGUCCACUGUGUAAGUCUAAUUCUGUGACCAGCCUUUUCACCUUCCAGGAAAGAAAACAAAACUGACCCAACCAUGUAACAGGAGAAGGACAGCAUUCCAAGGGAUGAUGGCUCUUUUACCAAAGCUGAUAAGCUCAACGGAGAGGGAGCUACCUUUGGCAGCCAGUAGGUGAGAGGUCAAUCUAGUGCCAAGACUGAAGGAAGAAAAUCAGCACUGAAUUAAGCACUUGUCAAUGUCUCCCCUGGUCCUUAUAGCAAACUCUGGUGGCAUUAUUUUCAUCUUAUUUUUACUUAUGUAGUCAGGAAAAUCUUAUUGGUUUACUUCACUUUUUAAAUUCAAAUUCUUUUUUUACAAGAAAAAAUAGAUUUCUCUCCCUUCCCAUUCUGCCAUGUCAUCCUGUUGAAAAAAAAAAAAAAACAAACCAAGAAACAAUAACCCUCUAUCACAAGAACAUAUGCUUUCAAAUUAAAUAAAAUUUCUUAUUGGACAUAUUUAAAGAA
This is a messenger RNA of Antechinus flavipes (yellow-footed antechinus), 7930 nucleotides long. RefSeq names its product zinc finger protein 260-like. NCBI's taxonomy places the organism in Eukaryota, Metazoa, Chordata, Mammalia, Dasyuromorphia, Dasyuridae. The transcript is spliced from 2 exons. Gene Ontology annotation, molecular function: DNA-binding transcription factor activity; RNA polymerase II cis-regulatory region sequence-specific DNA binding. Gene Ontology annotation, biological process: regulation of transcription by RNA polymerase II. Bases 2081 to 3637 code for a protein of 518 amino acids. The record is from RefSeq and is a predicted model, not a curated record.